Messenger RNA from Batrachochytrium dendrobatidis JAM81, 2577 nucleotides. RefSeq lists its product as uncharacterized. Bases 1 to 2577 code for a protein of 858 amino acids. The transcript has 7 exons. The record is from RefSeq and is a predicted model, not a curated record. Lineage: Eukaryota; Fungi; Chytridiomycota; Chytridiomycetes; Rhizophydiales.
AUGCAAUGUACCCCAAUAUCUACUAAAUUAGUAGCUUUAUCAGAAACUCAUGUAGCACCGUCCCUCACCGAACUAGAUUUGCUAGAAAACACACCACAGUUCGAGGAGCUCAAAAAAAGCAGUUAUAUUCCACAGUAUCAUCAUCACACUCUAGACUUGAUACAACCCACACCACAUCAUCCCAUUGAGAGAGAAAACUGUCUACCAAUGCCACUAACAUUAAAUGAAAAUCACUCACAACCUGGAAAGUUUAAUGAAGCUUCCGAUUCAAAAGAGGAUUGGCCAAUUAAUCAUGCUCUUCAAAAUCCCAACAUGCCACAUUCCGCUGUAAAAUCAUCGAGUAACUCUCCAUCUUAUUCCAGAUCUAAACUAUUAGAACCAGUGAUCAUUUCACCACGGUCGUCAUGCUCAACAUCGCCCAAAUCCAAAAAAAGUCCACUAAUGAUGCCAUUAUCAUCAGCACAAAAAAGUCCCAAACCCAACAACGCGUAUCUUGGAAUGAAUAGCCCAAUACAGGGACAAUCGCCAUCAUAUUCAGACUCCAAAUCCAAAUCUCACAAAGUACCAAAGCUUCCUAGUCUUUAUUACCUGACUCAUAAUCUUGUUCAACAACCCGAAAAUUCAGCAGACUCGCGCUCACCAACAAGUCAGUUCAAACCAUAUAGUGCACACCUAUUUGAGCAAGUCGACAAACCAAUGGAAGACUGUGUUACUUUAGUAGAAUCAGAAAGUUCUGUCAAAAUAGGUUCCACUACACUACUUCCCAGCAUUCUAUUAGCAACUCCUUCCAAAGAAUCGCAUAUUUUGCUUGCUACCGACAGCCCAAAUACAGUUGUCCCAUCUUCUUUGCAGCUGCAACCAGAUUCAACUUUGAGAUCGCUAACUACUAAAAGACUAGCUAUGCUGAAUCUAUCAUCUUUUCAAAAACCUUUAUCCAUGACAGAAAGAGCAUCGCCAUGGAUUGCUGCUAAACACGAUUCAUUUCAAACCGGAGAGCGUAUACCAUCAGCACAUGAACCAGUCAAAUCAAAAUCAAUAAAAGAUCAUGCCCAUGUAUCUGCCAUGCCCAUGUCAAAAAUACACCUGAGCGAAAACCAUGAAGAUCAAGACAUUUUAAACGAUUGCAGCAUCAAGAACAAGAAAGAGGUUGCUGAAGCGCUACAUCGUCCGAUUCGACAAUUCAAUGUUGAUGUGGUUGCCAAAAUGCAUGCCAAACAAGUAGCACAGCGCAUCAAAACAGCAUUUUUGGUCAACAAUUCUAAAUUACAGAAUCGGGUAGAAAGAAAUGUUGGGAUUUCUAAAAUGGGUCGAGUUUGGGUAUGUCAAAAAUGGCGAUUGGCUUUGGCAUCAACUUUACUAGGAAUUCGAAUGACAAGUGAGUUUAAAAAUAUCGCAAAGGGGAUUCAAGAGAUUCAGCGUAUUCCAUGCACCAAUGAGAAUAGUUUAUUGUACAUUUUGCAGACCUAUCAGGGCCACGCGGAUACACAUCUAUCAGCAAAGAUCAAGGCAGUUUGCUUUAGUAAGGUGAGAUCGUUUGAAAGUCUUGAACAGCUAUCAAAACUACUUUCGCUGCGGCUGCAAUCGUUUGCUCAGUUUUCCACGAAUAAUAGACUGCAGUUUUGCCGAAUCAUGCAGUAUGCGCAGUUUCCAGUUGGAUCAUUGAUCAUCAAGGAGGGGCAUAUCUCGUCAUCGUACUACAUCAUCGUGAGUGGACAAGUUGAAUUGUUUAUUGUACGAGAUGGAUUCAGAUAUCGGCUGAACGUACUAAACCCCGGGGAUAGUUUUGGACGACUGAUGAUUCGCGAAGAUAUCAAUACCUCUAGUGUCGCAACUUUGAUGGAUAGUGAAUUUAUUUAUAUUGACAAAGACGAAUCUUCAAAGAUAUCCGUUAUUGGAGACUGGAAACACUUGCUCGUGGAACUCUCAAAAGUACCCCACUUUAAUAUGUUAGAUACAUUCCUCAGCUCUGCCUCGGGACUAAUUUCAGUUCUUACAUUUGAACCUAAUGAAAUAAUCUUUCCAGAAGGCACAGAUCACAAAAUGAUAUACUGGGUGAUCUCUGGUCAGUGCAGUUGCCACAAGGCGGUUCCCUUUAUCCAACACAGGGUAAAAAUAUCUGCCUCGAAUACUAAAAUUCAAUUUCUUCCUUGCGAUCCAAAUGCCAUGACCCUCACUCAGCAGCAACUUGACGAUGGCGAUGAGAUUGUGUUUAACCAGUUGAGCAUUCACGACCUUACAAGCGGUGAGCAUUUUCCCGAUCUUCCUUUUUCAGAAGAGUAUCAGUGGGUCACAACAGAAAUGUUUGAUCAACACGAUUAUGCAAAACAUCUCGAGGACCAGGUACAAAGCCAUGGAUUUGGUAAAACAUUUAUAUCGGUCGUAUCUUCAUCCAAAGUCAUAGUGGCUAGUAUGACAUGUUUGGACUAUGUGCGAUUGGCAUCGGAAAAAAUGAUAUUGGAUUUACUUAGACAUCGCAUGCUACAAACAUUCUCUAUAUCAGAAUUACAGAAAGCUUUUAUUGAAAAACGAAAAUGGGAGGCAUAUAAAAAAAAUCUUGUUAGAGAUCUACGCAAAUAA